AUGGCUUUCGCCAAUUUCCGCCGCAUCCUGCGCCUCUCCACCUUCGAGAAGCGCCGCUCCAAGGAGUACGAGCAUGUCCGCCGCGACCUGGACCCCGGCGACGUGUGGGAGGUCGUGGGCGAGCUGGGCGACGGCGCCUUCGGCAAGGUGUACAAGGCUAAGAAUAAAGAAACUGGUGCCUUAGCAGCUGCCAAGGUCAUUGAAACCAAGAGCGAAGAUGAACUGGAAGAUUAUAUGGUGGAGAUUGAAAUUCUGGCGACCUGUGACCAUCGACACAUCGUCAAGCUGCUGGGAGCCUUUUACUGGGAUGGCAAGCUUUGGAUCAUGAUCGAGUUUUGCCCGGGAGGUGCCGUGGAUGCCACCAUGCUGGAGCUGGACCGAGGCCUGACUGAGCCCCAGAUUCAAGUGAUUUGCCGGCAGAUGUUGGAAGCCCUGCAUUACCUGCACAGCAAGAAGAUCAUCCACCGGGACCUGAAGGCAGGCAACGUGCUCCUCACCCAGGAUGGAGACAUCAAGCUGGCUGACUUUGGAGUGUCUGCCAAAAACCUGAAAACCUUGCAGAAGCGAGAUUCCUUCAUCGGAACCCCUUACUGGAUGGCCCCGGAGGUGGUGAUGUGCGAGACCAUGAAAGACACUCCGUACGAUUACAAGGCUGACAUCUGGUCCCUGGGAAUUACGCUCAUCGAAAUGGCCCAGAUCGAGCCGCCUCAUCAUGAGCUCAACCCCAUGAGAGUCCUGCUGAAGAUCGCCAAGUCCGACCCUCCCACGCUCAGCUGCCCUUCCAAAUGGUCCAAAGAAUUCAGAGACUUCUUGAAGACUGCCCUGGACAAGAACCCGGAGACCCGGCCAAAUGCAGCACAGCUGCUGGAGCACCCCUUCGUUAGCAAGGUCACGAGCAACCGGGCCCUGCGCGAGCUGGUGGCGGAGGCGAAGGCUGAGGUGAUGGAGGAGAUUGAAGACAGCCGGGAGGACGCAGAAGAGGACGACUCAUCGGAGUCUGCCUCGCCCCCUGGGAAGCACAAACGAGAUCCCUCUGAAGCGAGUCAGAUGAGUUUUGAUGGGGAGAAACCUCCAGACUCUUCCUCACCCAUGAUAGYUAACGGGCCUGUGGAGGCUGGAAGGGAAAUUGCAGAUGGACAAAGCAAUAAAGUGAAGGGAGAUGAACAGAUAGGCAGUGACAAUAAAAAAAUGGAGAGCAACCACCAUAUGAAAGGUGUCACCAGCUCUGCUGCUACUGGCACAGAAGGUGGAGAAGUUGCCUUCAGCACCCAGAGCAAUUCAACUGAAGGGAACAAGCAGCCAGGGCCAGCCAGCAAAGAGCACAAGAGCAUCGGGGACCGGCCAGAGAGCAGCCACUUGGAAAACUUCACGGAGGAUAAACUUGCCAAUGGGAGCUUGGAUUCCUCGGCUCCGUUUUCCAGCAACCGGUACAAAAGAGAUUCGGAUUCUGGCAGCACUUCAGCUUCAGAAAGCAUGGACCUCACCAUCUCGCUGUCUGCUGACCUGUCCCUCAACAGAGAGAGUGGCUCUCUGUCUCUGAAGGAUUCUCGGAUGCAGAAGAAGACACUGAAGCGGACUCGGAAGUUUGUGGUGGAUGGAGUAGAAGUGAGCGUCACCACCUCAAAGAUCAUCAGUGAGGAUGAGAAAAAGGAUGAAGAGAUGAGAUUUCUCAGGCGCCAGGAGCUGCGGGAGCUGCGUCUCCUUCAGAAAGAGGAGCACCGAAACCAGGCCCAGCUCAACAGCAAGCACCAGCUGCAGCUGGAGCAAAUGUUCAGGCGCUUCGAGCAAGAGUUGACGGCAAAGAAGAAAUUCUACGACACCGAACUGGAGAACCUUGAACGUCAGCAGAAGCAGCAGAUCGAGAAGAUGGAACAAGAUCACUCGCUGCGYCGGCGAGAGGAGGCAAAGCGCAUUCGCUUGGAGCAGGAACGGGAUCAUACCAAAUUUCUGGAGCAGCUGAAGCAGAUGAAGAAGGAGGUCAAGAACGAGGUUGAAAAAUUGCCUCGGCAACAAAGGAAAGGAAACCUGAAGGUGAAGAUGGACGACUUUUCCCAAAAGAAGCAAACUAUGGAACAGGAGUUUUUGGCCAAGCAGAAAGAGGAUCUGGAGYUGGCCAUGAAGAAUAUAACAGCCCAGAACAAAAAAGAGAUUUGUGACAAGGAACGCGAGUGCCUGAACAAAAAGCAGCAGCUCAUGAGAGAUCGUGAGGCCUGCAUUUGGGAUCUUGAAGAGCAUCAGCAGCAGGAGAAGCACCAGCUUGUCAAGCAGCAGCUGAAGGACCAGUACUUCCUCCAGCGGCAUGAGUUGCUCCGGAAGCAUGAGAAGGAAAGGGAGCAAAUGCAGCGAUACAACCAACGCAUGAUAGAGCAGCUGAAAGUUCGGCAGCAGCAGGAGAAGGCCCGGCUCCCCAAAAUCCAGAGGAGUGAAGGGAAGACACGCAUGGCCAUGUACAAGAAGAGCCUUCACAUCCACUCCAGCGGGAGUGCAGCCGAGCAGCGGGAGAAGAUAAAACAGUUUGCUCAGCAGGAAGAGAAGAGGCAGAAGGCAGAGCGGCAGCACCAGCAGCAGAAACAUGAGACACAGAUGAAGGACAUGCUUGCCCAGUGUGAGAGCAACACGAACGAGCUCCAGCAGCUGCAGAAUGAAAAGUGUCACCUCUUGAUUGAACAUGAAACRCAGAAGCUAAAAUCCCUGGAUGAGAAUCACAACCAGCACAUGAAGGAGUGGCGGGACAUGCUGAGGCCACGGAAGAAGGCUCUGGAGGACGAGCUGAACCAAAAGAAGCGUGAACAGGAGAUGUUCUUCAAGCUGAGUGAGGAGGCAGAUGGACCGACUCCAGCAUCCCCAAACAAACAUGCCAAGUUUGUCCCAUUCAGCUCUGCAGAAAGCUUGUAACCCCUAGUGGCUGGCAGACUUGGAAGACCCUCUCACCAGCAUCUCCUUAGAACAGCAUCAUCCUGCUCUCCUUGCUCCAUCUGGGAUAAACACAGCCUCUGUCUUAAGCUGCAGAAGGUUGACUGGAAGUUUUGGUGGCUCUUCCAGGGACUGGUCUGCCCAGCACAACUCCGCAAUGGGAAGCCUGGGAGGGAGCAUCUCCUGUGAUCUUUCCUGCACUGUUCACUGAAUGCAUCACCUUUUAUGUUGAGCCUGGUGCUCACUGGGCUUGUCAGCCCUGACUGAGCAAUAACAGCUCUGAAGAGGAGAAAUGGGCAGCAGCUCUUGUACUCUGUCCAGUGGUUAUUAACCUCUUUUUGCUGUAGCUGCUUGUCCUCCUGGUCCUCUGCAUCAGGGUAAACAACUUGUCUGUGGCAAAGCAGCUUUGACCUUGUCUUGAGCUGACCUUGGCCUUGUGGACCCCCAUCACUUGCCAUGGAAGAGUUAUUUUCACCUACUGUGGCCCUUCUUUGCUCAAGGCAGACAUGGUGGUUUGGAUUUUUUUUUCCUUUUGAGGAGGCUGUGCUUUUUCUUCCCCUCUUCUUCCCAGCACAGGCCAUGCAGGAAGUGGGUUGGCUGGGUUUGCUUUAGAAGAUGCCCCUCCUUCUUUUUUUGCCUUGAUUGCUGGCACCCCAUCCCUCUGGCGCCUACCUGACACUAUCUGACGAGAGUUUGGAAUAGAGCACUGAAGAGUCAGGCCCCCAGGCUCACAGCCAGCAACGUGCAAGUCAUAGCUGAGCUGCUCAGCAGGCUUCUGCAUGUUAACCAAGUGUGUAUGUGCUGAGGGAGAACCCUGUAGCGGUGUCCAGGUCUGCGGUGACACAGUAAGGUGUCGGUCAUGAUUAUGUAUGUGCCUGCUGGUCAAGGCACAUAAGAAGAGGGAAGAGGGAAGGAUUUUAUUUCCAGAUCUCUUGCAGUCAUACACACCUGCUUGAGCUUUGCUAAGUGCCAUAUAAGCAUGGACCAUGUAGCCACCUGGCCACGUUGCUAUCAAGGGUACAGGUUGCUAUCAAGGGUACAGGCUGCAAAGCAUGGUUUAAAAAGAAUGAAUGAGUCUUGAAGUAAGUCAUGCCAGGGAAGGAAGAGGAAAGAGUUCAAACUCGCUUGAUAUUCUCAGUGUGACUUCUUUUUUCGUUGAUGUCUUAUCUCCUUAAGAUGUGCCACGGUCUAUCUUAGAUGCUUCUCCUUGCUUUCUGCUUGCAGCAAAGGAAGAGUGGCAUGUCCAGUCCAAUGUCCUUCUCUCUGCUGCAUGGUGAUGUUGUUAGACUGCCCUUCUCCACCUGCACAAGCCACUGCUUGGCUGAGCUUCUGGGUAGGACCCAGAGCAGAGGACAGUGACCUCACUGGGCAGUCCUUUACCAAACACAGUGAUCCAAAGGCAUGGGGUAGCACUUAGGUUUUUUUUUUUCUGUUGAUCUCUUGACCACAUUGUUUGUUUUAUACUGCUUUCCUAGCAAGAAAAAAAAAAUAAUAAUAAAAAAGGCUGUUUCUACUGAGAAAAAAAAAAGAUAUCUUAAAAUCGCAUAUGUUGAUUCAGGGGCACACUGGCAUUUCAGGAAAAGGUGUAUGAAGUUUAUUGGCCUGUAUUGGUAAGUAUUGGUACUUAGCCCAAGUGGUUGGCCUCCGAGGUCUUUAACACCUCUUUAUCUCAGGCAUUUACUACCUAAUUAGACUUUGUAAUACAUAUCUGCAGGCUUCAUGCAAACCAGAGGGACAGCAUCUAUCUGGGCCGUCCAAAGUUUCUUGUGAAUUCACACCAUUAAUGUCUUCAUUAGAAAACAUAGGCAGUCUAGAUAGCCAUGGAAGGGCUGGGACCCUUURCAAGCAGACUGGCUUUAAAAAAAAUCAGUAACUAACCUUCACUUUGACCUGUCCCAUCUCCAAAAGCAGCAUCUGUACCUUUGGGAUGUGCUGAUCGUGUCAGCCGGGGAGCUGAUGUAAGAACAAAUAAAUGCAGAGGGCUGCUUCCAAACAGGCAUGUGUUGGUCUCAGCUUUCUAAUAGCACUAGAAAUGUGUGGUGACAGCCCCUGGGAUUUAAUUCCCAGUCCCCUGGGAUGAGCCUGGAGACAGGAUAUGAAAUGGUUGUUGUCAGAGAAGCCAGAGCCUGGCAGCCCUCAUGCACAGUGUGCAGAAGGGCACCUCUGUACACUGUUCAGAACG
Molecule: messenger RNA, 5095 nt
Organism: Nothoprocta perdicaria
Lineage: Eukaryota; Metazoa; Chordata; Aves; Tinamiformes; Tinamidae
Gene: STK10
Product: serine/threonine kinase 10
Exons: 19
Coding region: 1-2895 (964 amino acids)
Biological process (GO): protein phosphorylation
Molecular function (GO): ATP binding; protein serine/threonine kinase activity
Source: RefSeq, a predicted model, not a curated record